Molecule: messenger RNA, 705 nt
Organism: Lachnellula hyalina
Lineage: Eukaryota; Fungi; Ascomycota; Leotiomycetes; Helotiales; Lachnaceae
Gene: hhoA
Product: Histone H1
Exons: 6
Coding region: 1-705 (234 amino acids)
Biological process (GO): nucleosome assembly
Cellular component (GO): nucleosome
Molecular function (GO): DNA binding; structural constituent of chromatin
Source: RefSeq, a predicted model, not a curated record
AUGCCUCCUAAGGCUGCUGCAUCCAAGGCCAAGGCCACCACUUCCGACCAUGCCAGCUACCAAGGUGAGCUUCACAUCCUCCCACCACAACGUCGCGUCCAAAUUGCGCGCAUUGCAUCUUGGUCGCGUAGCUCUUCCGCAUCUGAUGAUAUGAUCACCGAUGCUAUCGUUAAUCUCAAGGAUCGUAACGGUUCAAGCCGCAUCGCCCUCAAGAAGUAUGUCAAGGCCAACAACAAGAUCAAGGCCGACGGAGCCAUGUUCGACUCUCAGUUCAACCGCGCAUUGAAGUCUGGCGUUGAUAAGGGCGUCUUCGCCCAGCCAAAGGGAAGCUCUGGUGGAACCAAGCUCGCGAAGAAGGAGCCCAAGGCCGCUGCCAAGCCCAAGACCGAGAAGGCAAAGGUCGAGAAGAAACCUGCCGCCAAGAAGGCCACCACAACCAAGGCAAAGCCCGCUGCCACCAAGGCCAAGGCUGCCGCGAAGCCGAAGGCUGCCACUACCAAGGCAGCUGCAAAGCCUAAGGCGGCUCCCAAGACAAAGGCUGCUCCUAAACCAAAGAAGGCCGCUGCUCCCAAGACUGCCCCUGCCGUCGUAGACAAGCCGGCUGUUAUCGGCAAGACCAAGUCGGGGCGUGUUACCAAGACCAAGGCUGCACCAGCGGCGAAGAAGGCGGCACCAAAGAAGAAGGCAACUCCUAAGAAGGCGUAA